Molecule: messenger RNA, 6841 nt
Organism: Athalia rosae (coleseed sawfly)
Lineage: Eukaryota; Metazoa; Arthropoda; Insecta; Hymenoptera; Athaliidae
Exons: 13
Coding region: 1290-6131 (1613 amino acids)
Cellular component (GO): cytoplasmic vesicle
Molecular function (GO): protein binding
Source: RefSeq, a predicted model, not a curated record
GCGUACUGUCGGGUCGUGUGCAGACCAACUCCCGCGCCGUACCAUCGCGAUUCAGUCUGACUCAGAGAAUGGGCAUUGGUGUCCCUAUGGUAGUUUGUCUUAUCGCAAUCAGAUACACGUAUUAUAAAUCAUAUACCGUCGAUACAUCGUACACGUACGUCGCGUUUUAUCGUUAAUCGUCAUGAUCCUAUUUCACAGAAGCUGCGUAAUCAGUUUUCGCAAUCCUUACGUUAUACUCUAUACAUAGAUAACAAAAACAUUACGGACACGGCUGUGCAGUGUAUAGUGAGUGUGUCUCUACGUAUCGGUGCGAUUCGCCAAGGGGCGUAGACACCACUGGGCAUUUUUUUCGUCUCAUUAUCGCCAUAUCUGUAUCCGUGCAGAAUUGAUACGGCGUAUUCCAUUUUACACCGCAGGUUUGACGAUAAGAUAAUACAUCAAGUGACACGUAAGGCAUUUUGAAUCGUAGAGCCCAUGGGGUUGUUCGUUUCUCCGUGCAUAUAAACUUACGUGACACAUGGUACAUCGAAUAUUUAUGCAUACAAACUAUGCAUAUAUACAACCUACGCACGACGCGUCUGAAUAAUCUACCUAUUAUUUACGUAUUCGAUUAUGUUCGGUCAAUUUUUCGCUGUACGCCUUAUUUCUGGGUAUUUGAAUAUUUUCAAGCUACUCAAAUGUGCUUCCUCAUUGAACCAACCAUACUACUGACGUGAAAUGCCUCGACUAGACGGAUAACAGUGUUGCUUUAUCACCCCGCUGCGAUCGAGUCGAUCGUUGAUUGACUCACGCAUAACGGCGAGAUCCGUGGUUUUGACUCGACUAUGACGACCUGACCGAUAAAUUACGCAAGCGAUGCCAGUUGAUCCGAUUUUAUUAUAAUAUAGCACCGCCACCCUUACUAUCAUGUUUUCCGCGAAAGGCAACGCUUGACGCGCAAUUCUCGGACAUCCCGUAUAUGAUCAAUUACCACUGCGGGAAGUAGUUCAUAGUGAUUUGAAACUGUAGGUUUUUAAUCGUCACUCUACGAGUAUGCGUCUCUCGCAUGGCAUACAUAGGUUGACACACGUGUUGAACGCAGGAUGUACUUGUAUCGGACGUAAUAAAUACAUGCUAUUCUCAGACAGCGUUAAAUUGACCCUUGCAUAUUUGUAAUAUAAAUGUAUGAGGUGCGGUCGAUUCGUGAGUGAAAUAACCGUAAUAGAACAAGUGUGAACGAGAGAACGAUUCGUCGCAAGACAGGAGAUAAGUGACUAUGCUUUAACAAAGAAGUAGUGAAAUAUAUACAAAUGAUGCUAGUGCUUCUUCUGUGUGUCAUAAUGAAGAUAGCAGAGCUUUCAGCUGGUCGCGGUGGCCUUCCGCUGAUCAAGUCUGCACGUCAGCCUCGGGCCACUUCCCCGUCUUCCAAUAAGCGGAAGCGACGUCAUCGACAUUAUACACGGACAGCAAGGGGAGGAGGUGGUGCCAUGAUGGAUGAACCGCAUACACCUGGAUCUGAUUGUAAUUCUAACCCUCCGAUGGAUCCAACUCCUCAAGAUCUUCUCGGUUCUGAGUUUGUGCAUGACAACAUGGAUUAUCAGUGGUUUACAGAUUGUGGUUAUAGGGAUACAGGACUACAAGUUCACUCAAGUGUGUUAUCCUCCUUAUCUGCCUCAUACACCCGAGAUGACCUGAGGUAUGACGCCGCAGCUCGAUACCUUGAUGCUAAUUUUGCAGAGAUAGAUAUGGAAAGUUUCCGAACUGCGGAUAUCCACUCGCUACUUACUCUUCCAGUAAUAUGCACAGAUCCUGUCCAACAUUCAGAGUCAAACUAUCAAAGGGAAAAAUAUGCCAGCAUGUCUGGUUCCCUCAUGGAAAAAAUUGACUUUGAUUCUUCGAUCAGCCCUCAUACCAGCAGCCAGGGAGAAGACUCGGCAUGUUCGACAACAGACACUAUGUCUAUAUGCAAGUCGUCACUGCUUUUCUCCCCUGUAAAGGAGACACCUGUUCUGCCUCCUGGUGGCAGCUACAGUGUCGACUCCCUGGAUUGUGAAGAUGUGUUGCUAACCUGCCAAGCCCACAACAAAAUAAACUAUACAAUUGCAUUUGAGGGUAGUAUGACCAUGUAUUCCGAUGGAUCGCAAGACUUUGAGAAUCAAGAAAAACAGAAUAUGUACCAAGUUUCAGACUUUUAUUAUGAUAAGAAAUUGAAUAUCAAAAAUGUGUUGGGUCUUUCAAUGGCAAAAUCAGACUCAAAAAUUUAUACAACAUGGAGCAACUUGAAACAUUGUUUAUCGAAUAAUGUCAUGACUCGUCAUCCAUCUGGAAAUAACAACACAAUACAAAAUUUUAUUCAACCGACUGGACGAAUGAAUUUAAACUUGAAUAAAAAGAGUCAAAGUUUACCCGACCUAGCACAGACUCGGGAGCUGAGUCGUUAUCCUCUUAAUUUCUCUGUCGACUCUGCUGAGUCAAACCAAAACGCGGGCCAUUUCCAAAGCUCUGGGUCCAUAAUGAGUCGUUCGAUGAAUGAAGACAGUUCGGAGAGUGUAGAUCAUAUCUCUAUGGGAAAGAAAAUUCAAAACUUGAGUUUAGUCAAACGCUUCAUGAAACAAAAGAGUAUGAGUGCUGAAGGCAUGAGCAUGACCCUUGAUCAAUCAGGCUCAACUAGCGACAGUGGUUGGCCAACAAGUAACAGUGGAAGCGGAAGUGGCAGUGGACCACGCACUCAGAUACAACAAACAAAUAUUAAUACCACUACUGGUAAUCAAAAUUUGGAGAACGAUUUUUCUAUCAAUUGGGUAAAAUCUGACCAUUACAAUAUCAAAGCAACGGAAAACACGUUUGUCACUGAAAAUUUCGAUAAUGCUCUGUGGAAGCAAUCUCCAUUGAUCGAGGAAUUCGAAGAAGAAUCGCAGUCAUCGGCCUCUGUAGAGGAGUUGUCCGAAAGUAUUUCAAAAGAUGACUGCCCGUCUUGCAGUAAAUGUGAAAAGGAGAAAAACUUCACUUUGAAAGACUACGUAGAGCAACCGAGCAAAGAAUGGAAAGGUGAGUUACCAUAUUUGAGAACCACAGGCACUCAAGUAUUCACUCAAGUUGAGGAUAAUGGGGUCCAAACAUCGCUGAUCUAUUCAACGAAAGAUAAUCGCUACCCACCAAUUCGAGAAGCCAUCAUUGAGAAGAAACCUGCAUACAUCGUUUAUCCAAAUUAUGCCCUGCCAGAUUUGUCGUUUUUGGAGUUGAGUCAAAGUAAGUUUGAAAAAGUAGCCUUGAAGCCUCAGUGCUUUGAUAGAAGUGCAAGUAGGUGGAAACGGUUCGAGAGAUCCGGUCGACCGUUUUCCUGCAAUGACGUAGAUGCUUUAAAACAACGUGGGUUUUCACAUAUCAAAGAUUGGGAAUCUUUAACGUUUCUUUUGCCAACCGAGUACAAAAAAAUUCUCCACGAUGUUCCUGAAGUAUCGCAACAUGUGAAGUGUGGGCAAGAAACGAAGAGACCUUUAUUCUGUUUGUCCCCGCAAAUGCGGCACAGGAUUCGUAAGCCGGAAAUCACGACACCCAACAACACUGCUUCAUCUACAAGUAGUACAGGCACACAACCAUCCUCGGGUUACAGGGGAUCGUCAACAAUCCUCACAGAUUCGUCGAGCAAUCAGCAAGGAAUACCAAGCAAUACUAAUCCACUUUAUUUAUACCGCUACGAUAGCGUCAGCUCUGAAGCGAGUCUGACAUCCCAAGAUACAAGGCAGCCGCGGCCAUCCUGUAAACCUAAGAUAAAAGCUCCUGUACUUCCCGAACGUUCUAUUCUGACACAGCAUAACGAUAUCGAGCAGCGGCGUAAUGAACAUUACAAUGUUAAGGCACCACCCCGUCCUCCGUUACCUAGAGGGAUAUUGAGAAAGAAUAAGCUAGCACUCAACAAAAGAUACAGCAUGUUCGAAAUGGGUGGUGUCGAAGAGUUAGAAGACAACCAGAAAUUAACAUCAGAUACAAACAAACGUAUGUCUCUGCAGGAGCCUUACUAUCUCAACAACGAAUUGCAGCUCCCCAUGAAUCACAGACUCACCGAUUCUGAAAAAGAUAUCGAUGAAGUUGAAGAGCGUCAAUAUUAUGCAGAGAGAUUAAGAGAAGCUAGUCAUUGUGCUAAUCUGGAAUUCAAUUCAAGCGAACGAAGUAUGGAAAUGAUACAGUUGGAAGAUUUUUUGAGGCAUAGCGGGUUUUCUUCACAAAGCAGUGAUGGGGAUAGCGAAGAUCAAGACGUGAAGCUUCGGUCAUAUGUCAAAAAGUUCUUGCGCCUGAAAAUGAACAAAGAUUUAGUGAAGAAUGUCGAUAUGAUGGAAUCCCAAAAAAAAACUGUGAGCUUUGCUGUUCAACGAGGAAAAUUGCAUUUGCCGGAUCCUUCCAGCACUCCUGAUUUUAUGCUAAACAAAAAACAGAAGGAUAGAAGAAUAUCUGCUGCCAACUUCCCAAACAGUGACCCCAAAUCAAACACGUUCAAUUCAAACGACAAAAAUGAUAUGCUGAGGUUGAUCAACAAGUCGGUAGGUCUGAUACUCAACUAUUGGCACACAAAACCGAUCGAGGAUAUGCAGGUUCAUUCCAACAGGAAUGAAUGUGCCCAGCUCUGCCUCACUAACUUGUGCCCAGCUUUGUAUGCCAUUAUGUCCGACGGUCUAAGGCCAAACAUUAAUUCCACAUUCGGACCACUUACAAAUAGCGUUUGGCAAGUCGUCGAGGCAUCUUCCCAACAGGGUCCAUUAACCAAAACACUCAAUGAAUUGGUACAAAAAAUUAACGGCGAAGAUUUUAUCACCGAAGGCAUGCUAAAGUUUCACGCAUUCGUAUUCGGGCUUUUGAAUUUGCGGGCAUUGGAUGCUUGGUUCGCGUAUCUUUGUACAAGAGAAACUAUUCUACGUAAACACUAUUCGAACAGCAGCUUAUUCGUGAGUUCUCUUGGAUGUGUCAAUGCUAGAGAAAUGGUAGACACAUUUUUGGAUAUUCUUCAACCUCUCGCACUCUGUCCUUUUGAACUUGAUAUGUUGUAUCAGUAUCGUCAACUGCACAACAGCUUUGGAAAUAUCAAUAACCAUGUGACUAAUAGUACAGCUUUGAAAGUUAUGGAUAUACCAGAAGCAAAUGAUGCCGCCAUACGAGAGACUGGUGUUAAUCCUACUAGUCCUACGAAAGCGAGACCACGGUCCUGUGUAGGCUAUGUCCAUGAUGACUGUCAAGCUAUUUUACAUAGAGCAGACUUGAACAAUGCAGUUAAAAAACGUUGGAGCAAUCUUCCUGCUGGCUCAAAAUUGUUUCAAGCGUUCGAUAAAUUGGCAUCUGAAGAUUCUGAGGAUUAUACCGAUAGUCUGGAACAUUCACCAAUGAAAAGGACAGUGGCUCAGCAAAGUAUUUUUACAAAGCUUAAACCUUUGACAAGUUCUCCGUGUAACGAUGAUAAAAAUGAUCUGAUUCCUGGUGGUACGAAAUUCAAAAAAAUUCAGGAAAAAUGGGAGCAGAUGAUUGGGAAAGAGGAACACAGAGAACCAGCCACUACCCGGUUGCCAAUAUCUCCAGCCCUAACACCAACUGGUGCCGGAAGGUCAAAAAUCCCACGAUUACUGUCAUCUCCUACCAGACAGUCUCCAAAUGUGACGUCCCCGGUAUCGAGAGGCACAAAGUCACCUCCCACCGCUAUACCAUCAUUAAAAAAACCUCCUGUAACAAUUUUAUCAAAAACUGGAAACAGAAGACCAGGCGAAUUUCGUAAAGAUUCAACAACGGGUCGUACCAGCCGGGUUGAUCAGGAGGUCGGUAGCAUUCCACGAACUCAUUUGGUGAGGCCUAGCUCUCUGCCAUAUAAACCGUCUCACAGUAGUGCUACAAAAGAGAAAAAUCUGGCAUCUCCUCAUAGACGAGCUGCAUCCACCUCUCUGCCAAGGCCUGCAGCAUUUGGAAAAUCUAUGAGAGGAACGUUUAAGCCCUCACCCAAAGAAGUCAGAACCCUCACUCACAGGUUACCAUCGGACAAUGGUCACCUUUCAUUCAGCGAAGGGGAAAAGCUACGGGUUAUUUUAGAAGUAGACAGUAAGUGGUUACUCUGCUCGAGAGGUGAACACAAAGGAUUGGUACCAAGAUCUUGUGUCCACGUUAUACAGACUUAACAUUCGUUUCUGAUUAAAACGUAAGCUAUGUCAGGCAAUGCGGUCGCGUAAAUCAAUUCUCGAAAGAAACCUUGAUAAUAAAAACUAUGUGUACAGUGUAUCAAAUAUGAAACGUAGAAACGCUUUUUGCAUAAUAUUAUUCCUACGUUAUAGUUGACGUCCCAUUAACAAUGUAGGCAGAUUAUUGCUUCGUUUCGAUUUACCCUCUAGUAGGUGUCAUUUAUUCAUGUUGCAAACUAAGAAACAGAUAUGCACACAGCUAUACUGCUAAUAAUAGGCAUUCAGACCAGAUUGUAUUUACUUUUUCUGAACAUACCUAUUCAUAAUCACGAUGUACAUAUAUUAUAUACAGUAAUUAUUAAUAAUAAGUCAUAACUUAUCUGAUAACGCAUACUAUAAUUGUAACUGUGAUCAUAGCGAAUAGGCAAAUUUAAAUAACUUUAUUUCUAAGAACAUGCAAUGAACCUUCCCUCUUUGAAGCCUACGUUAAUUUCACCUUCUGUUCGAUGAUUGGUUUUUUCGUCAAUCUUUUCAGGCAAAAGUUCAGUGUGUUUACUUUUUCAUGCAUGUAUGUGAUUUAAAAACUAUCAUUCGAUCGAUCGUUUUUCCGAGAUUUAAAACUCUUUUACUUGCUUUAUGCAUUGUUUCAUGAUUCACAAAACACAGAACACACAUAUUCACAUGUAAUAAACUUUAUCAUUGCCGCGUAA